Messenger RNA from Cajanus cajan (pigeon pea), 2573 nucleotides. It is a transcript of the gene EXO84B, whose product is annotated as exocyst complex component 84B. The record is from RefSeq and is a predicted model, not a curated record. Gene Ontology annotation, biological process: intracellular protein localization; exocytosis; Golgi to plasma membrane transport. Gene Ontology annotation, cellular component: exocyst. Lineage: Eukaryota; Viridiplantae; Streptophyta; Magnoliopsida; Fabales; Fabaceae.
UUUGAAAAAACGAAGCAGUUAAAGAAAAGUAAGGCGUGGUGUGCUGGCAUUGGCAAUCUUCGCUUCUUCUCUCUCUCUUAUUCGUGCGUGGAUCUACUUUUUGAAUUUCGGUGUUGGAACCCUAAACUCGAGGAUUCAGUUGGAAUCUGUGGAUAUGGCGACGGGGAAGACAUCUCGGUCGAGAGCCGCCGUGGCGAGUGUGAAGGAGAACGGACCGAAGCUCGAAGAAGGUCUCAAUCCCUUCAAGUCUGAGAAAUUCGACGCUGAGUCCUAUGUCCAGUCAAACUGCGCUCUCAACGAUAAGGAAAUUAAGCAAUUGUGCUCAUAUUUAGUGGACUUGAAGAAAGCAUCUGCUGAGGAGAUGCGUCGAAGUGUCUAUGCCAACUAUGCAGCCUUCAUACGAACAUCUAAGGAGAUAUCAGAUUUAGAGGGGGAGCUUUCUUCUAUUAGAAACCUGCUAUCUACACAAGCUGCCUUGAUACAUGGUUUGGCUGAAGGAGUUCACAUUGAUUCAUUAUCACUCUCCAAUUCUGAUGGUUUUUCAGUAAAUCCUACAUCAGAUUCCGAAGAUAAAGAGAUAUCAGAUCUGGACAAAUGGUUGGUUGAGUUUCCUGAUCUCUUGGACGUUCUUUUGGCUGAAAGGCGAGUGGAAGAAGCUUUGGCUGCUCUUGAUGAAGGAGAACGUGUAGUUUCUGAGGCAAAAGGGAUGAAAUCUAUCAACUCAUCUUUACUUUUAUCUCUACAGAAUUCCAUAGCUGAACGUCGACAAAAGUUAGCUGAUCAGCUUGCCGAAGCUGCUUGUCAGCCCUCCACACGUGGUGCUGAACUUCGUGCAUCAGUUUCUGCCCUUAAAAUACUUGGAGAUGGUCCCCAUGCCCACAGCUUGCUACUAAAUGCUCAUCAGCAACGAUAUCAGUAUAACAUGCAAAGUCUUCGGCCAUCAAGCACCUCAUACGGUGGAGCAUAUACUGCAGCUCUUGCACAACUGGUAUUUUCUGCAGUUGCACAAGCUGCAAGUGAUUCUUUGGCUAUUUUUGGUGAGGAACCAGCUUAUACUUCUGAACUUGUGAUGUGGGCUACAAAACAAACAGAGGCAUUUGCUCUUCUGGUGAAAAGGCAUGCAUUAGCUUCAUCAGCAGCUGCAGGAGGUUUAAGAGCUGCGGCAGAGUGUGUUCAAAUAGCAUUGGGUCAUUGCUCAUUGUUGGAAGCUCGUGGCCUGGCUCUUUGUCCUGUGCUGUUGAAACUUUUUAGGCCCAGUGUUGAGCAAGCACUAGAUGCUAAUUUGAAACGAAUUCAAGAGAGUACUGCUGCUUUGGCCGCGGCUGAUGAUUGGGUACUUACAUACCCUCCUACAGCUAAUCGUCAGACUAGUAGACCUUCAAGUAUAUCCAUUAGUAAUACAACAGCAUUUCAACAUAAACUUACAAGCAGUGCCCAUCGCUUCAAUUUGAUGGUCCAGGACUUCUUUGAGGAUGUAGGACCACUGCUUAGCAUGCAGUUGGGAGGUCAAGCUCUGGAAGGAUUGUUUCAAGUUUUUAACUCCUAUAUAAACAUGCUCAUAAAAGCAUUACCUGGAUCAAUGGAGGAAGAAGCAAACUUUGAAGAUUCUGGAAACAAAAUUGUACGCUUGGCUGAGACUGAGGACCAGCAAAUUGCGUUGCUAGCUAAUGCCUCAUUACUAGCAGAUGAAUUACUUCCACGUGCAGCUAUGAAGCUUGCCCCCAUAAAUCAGACUGCUUACAAGGAUGAUUAUCGAAGAAGAACCUCAGAAAGGCAAAAUCGUCAUCCUGAACAAAGAGAAUGGAGGAGAAGGCUUGUUGGUUCAGUUGACAGAUUGAAAGAUACAUUCUGUCGUCAACAUGCAUUGGACCUAAUUUUUACUGAGGAAGGUGAUAGUCAUCUUACUGCUGACAUGUAUAUAAAUAUGGAUGGAAAUCCAGACGAAAUUGAAUGGCUUCCAUCAUCCAUUUUUCAGGAGCUUUUUGUAAAACUGAACCGAAUGGCCAAUAUAGCAGCAGAUAUGUUUGUAGGGAGGGAAAGAUUUGCUACGUUGCUCUUGAUGAGACUUACAGAGACUGUUAUGUUGUGGCUUUCAGAGGACCAGAGCUUUUGGGACGAUAUUGAGGAAGGGCCAAGGCCUUUAGGUCCCCUUGGGCUCCGACAGUUCUAUUUGGAUAUGAAGUUUGUCGUAUGUUUUGCCUCCCAUGGACGGUACUUGUCAAGGAAUUUGCAACGAAUUGUUAACGAGAUUAUAACAAAAGCAAUGGCGGCAUUUUCUUCAACAGGAAUGGAUCCAUAUAGAGAACUGCCUGAUGACGAAUGGUUUAACGACAUGUGUCAAGAUGCAAUGGAAAGACUAAGUGGAAAACCCAAAGAAAUAAAUGGGGAGAGGGAUCUUAACAGCCCUACUGCAUCUGUCUCGGCACAGUCAAUUUCGUCCGUCAGAUCUCAUAGUAGUUCGUGAGGCAUAGUUUCAUCCUUGUAAAUUAAGGCAUUCGGGAAAUUGUUAGCAGAUUUUUAUACUCUUGAAGAUCUAUCUCCUCAUUGAUCCUGAUGUUCAACCUUCACUGUAA